CGGGCCAGGCUGCCAUUCGGCGCAUGCGCUCCGAGUGCGGGCAGGUCCGGAGACCCAAGGGGAGGGUAAACCCGUCAAAGCGGGCAGGUGCUGGGUGUCCGGCCCGGAGACGAGCAGCCGGGAGUUCGUGUCCUGCAGGACAUGACACACGUGGCACAUCCUGGCCAUGGGGUCCCAGCAUUCCGCCUAUGCUCACCCCUCUUCCUGCAAGCGGAAGAAAGCAGAUGACAGGGAGGAUUUGCUGGCUGAACGUGAGCAGGAAGAAGCCAUUGCUCAGUUCCCAUAUGUGGAGUUUACUGGGCGAGACAGCAUCACCUGUCUUACAUGCCAGGGGACAGGCUACAUUCCAACAGAGCAAGUAAAUGAGUUGGUGGCUUUGAUCCCACACAGUGAUCAGAGAUUGCGUCCUCAGAAAACUAAGCAGUAUGUCCUCCUGUCUGUCCUGCUCUGUCUCCUGGCAUCUGGUUUGGUUGUUUUCUUCCUGUUUCCACAUUCGGUCCUCGUGGAUGAUGAUGGCAUCAAAGUGGUGAAAGUCACGUUUAAUAAGCAGGACUCCCUUGUCAUCCUCGCCAUCACGGCCACUCUGAAAAUCAGGAACUCCAACUUCUACUCUGUGGCAGUGACCAGCCUGUCCAGCCAGGUUCAGUAUAUGAACACCGUGGUUGGGUCAUACGUGACAACUAACGUCUCCCUCAUUCCACCUCGGAGCGAGCAGCUGGUGAAUUUUACCACGAAGGCUGAGAUGGGAGGACCAUUUUCCUACGUAUACUUCUUCUGCACAUUGCCCGAUAUCCUGGUGCACAACAUAGUGGUCUUCAUGCGAACUUCGGUGAAGAUUUCCUACAUUGGCCACGUGACCCAGAGCUCCUUGGAGACACAUCACUAUGUGGAUUGUGGAGCAAAUUCCACAGCUGUUUAGAAACUGCUCUUGGUUCUUCCAGGGCAUCACCUGUCAGAAGAGACACAGCAUCUGUUCCUGGGGCCUGAGCCCUGUACCUACCCCAGGUGAUAGAACCAGAGGAGAAACUGGUUCUCUCAAUCCCCAGCAAACAUCCUCCUGCCACUUGGGAGGAAAACUCCUCUCUGUAGCACGACUUACAUUUCUCAGAUCCAGCAGGAUCACUGCCUUGUGCCUAGCCUAUGCCCAGCAAAUAGUAGGUAUUCAAAGAAGGUUUGAAGAGUUUGAGAUCUUUUCAGCUGUUCUUGGGGCAUUAUAAAUUGAAAUCAUACCAGGGUUCUAGGUUAUCAGAUGAUAGAGUGAUAAGGAAAUAGAACUGUCAGUGCAACUGCAGAACUAUUGUCGGGACCUCAUCCCAGAAGAGGCAGCAGGGAGGAAGCAUUUGAAUACAUUGAAGAAGAAAGCACAGACCAUUCAACGUGUGAAAUUUUUUCAUCUGCUUCCGAAUACCUAGGAAUUUAAUUUUUAGAAAGAAACAACUUUUUUUUUUCCUGUAGGAAGUUAAAAUUGUUUUUACCAAGAGUGUAUGUGGGGUCUGAUUUACCCUUCUUCCAUUGGCCGGAACAUGGAUUGGGGCAUUUGGUAGAAAAAUAAACCCGGCUUUUGAUUCA
Hippopotamus amphibius kiboko is the source of this 1569-nucleotide messenger RNA. It is a transcript of the gene TMEM106C, whose product is annotated as transmembrane protein 106C. The coding region runs from base 167 to 919 and encodes 250 amino acids. NCBI's taxonomy places the organism in Eukaryota, Metazoa, Chordata, Mammalia, Artiodactyla, Hippopotamidae. The transcript is spliced from 8 exons. The record is from RefSeq and is a predicted model, not a curated record.